AUGUCGUUCACCGCCGCCACCACGAGACCCGCGCUGAGCAUGAAGCUCCUCAUCGACACCAAGGCCCAGCGCGUGCUUUUCGCAGAGGUGAACAAGGACGUGGUCGACUUCCUCUUCUCCCUCCUCGCCCUGCCCGUCGCCACGGCCGUCAGGCUGCUCGGGUCAGAUUCCAUGGUCGGCAGCGUUGGCAACCUCUACUCCAGCGUCGUCAAGAUCGACGGCGCCUACGUUCUGAACGAAGACGACAUUGACGCACUCCUCAAGCCAACUGUCUCCUCCCAUGCGGCGGCCUCCAACACCUCCCUCCUCCGCCUGCCAGAUCCAUCGCCAAAGGGAUUCUUCAGGUGUGACCGUUGUAAGAGUCCCAGAUACAUGACGGACGAGAGGGGUACCAAGUGCCUGGAAUGUCGCACUCCGAUGAUGGUUGAAAUCCGGUGCGUGCGUCCUGAUUCCGGUGGAUCCCGGCAGGCCGCCACCGUCGGCAGCGCGAGAGGGUUCGUGCAGGGCAUCGUGACGUACACGGUGACGGACAACCUCAAAGUGACCCCCAUGUCCUCCAUCUCCAGCAUGACCCUGCUCAUCUCCCACGGCGUCAUGGACUUCAGCGCGCUCCAGGAGAAGACCGUGCGGCUCGGCUCCACCGCGGGUUUGGCGAUUCUGAAGGCGUCGCUGCAGUCCAAGACCGUUCUCACCGACGUCUUCCUUGCCAAGAAGCGGAAAACAUAUUGA
Molecule: messenger RNA, 729 nt
Organism: Lolium rigidum
Lineage: Eukaryota; Viridiplantae; Streptophyta; Magnoliopsida; Poales; Poaceae
Exons: 2
Coding region: 1-729 (242 amino acids)
Source: RefSeq, a predicted model, not a curated record